This is a messenger RNA of Puccinia triticina, 768 nucleotides long. RefSeq lists its product as uncharacterized. The transcript has 3 exons. The record is from RefSeq and is a predicted model, not a curated record. Bases 1 to 768 code for a protein of 255 amino acids. NCBI's taxonomy places the organism in Eukaryota, Fungi, Basidiomycota, Pucciniomycetes, Pucciniales, Pucciniaceae.
AUGUACAGAUCUCAUUACGCGGCUACUACCCUCGUUGCGCUCGUUAGGAAUACCCGUGCUUGCGAUUUGGACUCGACCGAAAUGAACCAGGGACUGGCACUUGACGCGCCUAGCGCAGGAACUAGUUCCUCUUUACAACUAGCCACACAGAUCAAAGACCUCUUACUUCAACUACAAUCGAACCUUUUCCCAAAACUACGAAACGAAGUGAUAAAACUAUGCGAUUUGCUGGAGAGACCUCACUCGAUGCUCAAGCUCAUGCAAGAGAGUCAACCGGCACUUGAUGAAAUUUGGCAUAAUCUCGACUGUGCAGUGGCGAUCAUUUAUCCGAAUGGACAAGACUAUGCCCUCUCCAAAACCAACGACCAACACACCAACGAACUCAAAUCCUACAGACUUGAACAGCUUGAAAUCCAUCUGCUUGAACUUACGAGAGUGGAAAAAAAAAUCAGUCCCGUCUGUCACAGGUACUAUGAGCUUCAGCAUCUGAAGGACCCAGCCGAAGAUGUUGAUGUCAGGGAAGAACUACAUUGCUCCAAGUUUUUCGCGGACGAGUACACGUCUUAUGCUCUACAUAUGAUUGAUUUAAUCACUGGCUGCCUCAAAGAUUCUGAAAUUGACCUCGUUCAAUCUCGUUGGGCAUCAGGAACAGGGUCGAUUGAUGGAACACUGGUCAAGCUCUUGAGAUUGAUCAAUCUAAAAACCCAAAUCGGACGCGAAAGAAUUACUCAGCUCACGAUGUCGCAUCGAUUCUCCACGACUUUUUAA